GCCUUUUCAAUGGCCCGAGUGCACAGAUCGCCCGUGGCUUCGUGACCUCCUGUACCUACGAAAGCCCCCGCGAUGGCUGUCAAGGAGGUUGGCCCAGUGACGUUUUCAGGUUCCUGGACCAAAGUGGAUCCCCCACCGGUGGCGACGCCGGCUGUUCACCGUACUUCGGGCACGGGGAUGGCACAGACCACUUCGCCCAGAACUCCCCAGCACCCCCCUGCCCGACGGAGUGCUCAAACACCGGAUUUUCCAAGACCUUGCACGAGGAUCGCUUCAAUCUGGGCCUGAGCAACUACUACGACCUCGCCCUCCUGAACCACCCCAGGCCCGCCCUGGCCUACCAGCUGAUCCGGGAGGCGAUCUUGGCAGGCGGGCCGGUACCCGCAGCCAUGAUGGCCGAUGGGCCUUUCAUGGCCUACUCCAGUGGGGUCUACACACAUUCUUGUGACAUGGACCCGAAUCACGCGGUGACCGCCAUCGGCUGGGAGCCCGACAGCUGGAUCUGCCUGAACUUGGGCCGCGUGCAGAACUCUUGGGGGCCACACUGGGGCGAGGGCGGGAGCUUCCGCGUCGGCUUGUGCGUGUUGACGCACGUCAGCAUCCCAACGAUGAGCAUGGCGGGCACCAGCGCUGCCUACGGCUUCCCUUUAGCUGGAAGCACCGAAACCCCAGCACCGGGCUUGAAUCCUGCAGCUCGUUAUCCCAGCGUGGAUGCGGCCAUCGAUGCUCUGUAUGCCGUCACCGUCAACAGGGGCUGCAAGUGCUCAGACACCUGUGCUACAAAGUCUUGGGAUCCCGAUCCAGUCCCGUGGUGCUUCGUGCAAGACUCCGUCUGGAAGAAGCCGUGGAAGCUGGUGAAAGGCCCCUGCACCGUUGAUGCGGCAGGCUGCAUCAUGAGCCGGGACUAUGGAGGCAGCAGCGAGUACCGCAACUUCGAAGAGUGCGAGUUUGACGUGGAGGAUAAAGCAUCGAUGGAGGUACUGGAUUUCAACGUGGAGGGUUGGAACUACGACUACCUCGAAGUGAACGGCGAGAAGUACAGCGGAGAAAGCACUCCCCAUGGAAAAGUGCCCGAAGGAAAAAUUGAGUGGUCUUCCGACUACAGCGUGACCCAUUUUGGUUGGAAGAUUUGCCCAAAGCCGGUGCCAUCACCACCCGACGCUGAGAAGUACACCACAAAAGAUUGCCUGUGCAAGCAUGGGUGGAGGUACAGGAGAAUUGACAUCGAAGGCUAUUGUGGCAACCCGGACAACGACGCCAAUGGCGACUGGUGCAAGGUGGAGGACAGACGCUGCCAGGGCACUUGGUGGGGAUACUGCAAGAAACCGUAG
Messenger RNA from Symbiodinium necroappetens, 1331 nucleotides. Lineage: Eukaryota; Dinophyceae; Suessiales; Symbiodiniaceae. The record is from the annotation of a GenBank genome assembly.